AUGAUAUUGAGCACGCAGCAGGGGAGAGGAGAGAGAGAACCAGACGAUAUCGCACCAUCUCCGUUCGACAAUCCACGUGGCGACGCCGAUGUCGUACUGAGCGCAUCAGACGGCGUCGCCUUCUUCCUUCAUACAUCGACUUUGCGAAUGUCAUCCACGUUCUUCGCGAAUAUACUGCCGUUUCCGUCUGCACCAGAGUCAGCAGUUGGAAUCGCGAGAACAGCGCAUGGCUUACCGAUAAUCCCGGUCACCGAAACCAGCCGGAUUCUCAACUAUCUGUUGCGCGCGGUCUACCCAGCAGACAUACCUACCAUCACUACACUGGAAGAUGCCGCCCUUCUCCUGCGAGGAGCAUGCAAAUACCAGAUGCCGCUGGUCGCCUCUGUCGUGCAAAACUCGCUUAAAGCGCUAUGCCACGCUGGGCACGGUUUGGACGUAUACGCACUCGCGUGUACGUUCCACCUCGAGCAAAUGGCGGAAUAUGCAGCAGGAAUAUUCUGUGCUGUAGGACCUUCAGCCGCAGGUGCCGAAGCCGCGCGCCCAAUCCAUUGUAUUGACGAGUAUACGCCGGCGAUGGACACCAUACCCGCGGCUUCGUACUUCCGAUUCUUCUGCUCACCAACUCCUCAUGCUACUGCCAGUAGUCCAGGCACUUGUAACCGACAUACUGGCCCCAGCCGCACAAAGAAAGGCUCCGGAAAGGCUCCGCCUCCCUUCAAUCGGGAGUCUGCCAUCGCGGAUGUUAUAAUACGGUCUACCGAUGGCGUGGAGUUCUAUGUGAACUCGCUUGUCGUUGGGAUCGCGUCGCCCGUGAUGGCUCGAAAGCUUCAGAAACAACCAAGCUCCAGUGACUCAGAAACUGGUUGGCAUGAUGCUGGUGGUACUCACCUCAUCAACCUGCCUGAAGAUAGUGCAACCCUCACAACUCUGCUUUCCCUGUGCUACCCCAUGCCCGAUCCGGAAAUCAAGUGGAGCUUGGAUGAUGGAAAAUUAUCGAGGGCCUGCCGCCUUAUGGAAGCCGCGACGAAGUACGACGUUCAGCGUGCACAAGCAUUCGCCAAGCGAGCUUGUGUACAGAGUCUUGACUCCCAGCCCCAACGUGUCUUCUUUAUAGCAACAAAGUUCGGGUGGCACGAUGUCGUCGAAUCAGCGGCCAUGCACGCGGUAUACGAGAGGGGAGAAGAUUACGUGCCCGAGAUGGAAACCGUACCAGCAGCAGUGUAUCGUCGCCUGCUCGUUUACCGUCAACAAUGCCGCGACAUCACACUUCCAUAUUACACACCUGUAUUCUUCGGAAGAGAUGGGGGAAAGCAGGAUCCUAAAUCUGGUGCUCCAUAUUGGGACCUGGACGGAAUGCUGGAUCUCGAGACAUGGGGCGAGCAAAAGUUCUGGAGAGCCUUUCAUCAGCUAGCAUGCAAAAAAGAUGGAGUCUUGGACUUCCCUACCAUGCAAGAGAUUGUCCCAUACACUUUGCUCACAGACCAUACUUCUGGUGGUGAUCCUGCUUCGACAACUACGGGCCCAGCCUACCUGCAUCCUACUCUCCAACAGAUCGUGCAGUUGGGGAAAUUGUUGGCGAGAGUGAGCAUUGUCCAAUCUCUUUGA
Molecule: messenger RNA, 1605 nt
Organism: Fomitopsis serialis
Lineage: Eukaryota; Fungi; Basidiomycota; Agaricomycetes; Polyporales; Fomitopsidaceae
Exons: 2
Coding region: 1-1605 (534 amino acids)
Molecular function (GO): protein binding
Source: RefSeq, a predicted model, not a curated record